Molecule: messenger RNA, 985 nt
Organism: Cynara cardunculus var. scolymus (artichoke)
Lineage: Eukaryota; Viridiplantae; Streptophyta; Magnoliopsida; Asterales; Asteraceae
Product: photosystem II D1 precursor processing protein PSB27-H2, chloroplastic
Exons: 4
Coding region: 244-867 (207 amino acids)
Biological process (GO): photosystem II repair; photosystem II assembly
Cellular component (GO): chloroplast thylakoid lumen; photosystem II
Source: RefSeq, a predicted model, not a curated record
ACGGAAACUUGUUUCCAUAAAAAUUCGAUUAGAUUUUACUCCAGAACUCGUACGUUCCUCCUCCCUCAUCGCUCAUCCUCCGUCGGCCCCGACUCUCCUCCCGCCACAGUCUGGUCACUCCUCCUCCGUCUUCUCUCUCGGUCCUCCUCCCUUCUCCCUCGUCGCUCUAGUCCCUCCUCACGCCAGCUGAGCAUGUGUAGAGCGCAUUCCACAGAGCUAAUUCAGUAAAAAUUGGGACGGAGAAUGACAGCUUUCCUCUCAUCAAAGAUCCGCCCACCUCCGAUUCUCAAUUCCGUUGAUAAAAUCACACGAGAGAAGGAAUAUAAACCGCAGUCGAGGUGUCAUAUUGUCUGUCAAGAGACAUGGUCUAGCCGUCGGCAUGUGAUAGCAAACGGUGGUGUUGCAUUAGUUUCAGUCUUAGCAUUCAACUGUGGAUUUCGACCACUAGUAGCUUGGGCUGGAGAUGAAGCGAUCGAGCAAGAGGAGAACGAUGAAAGUUUAGUUGGGGCCUUUAAGUCACUGUUUGAUCCUAAUGAGAAAACAAAGUCUGGGAGAGUGUUGCCAAAGGCUUACUUGAAUUCAGCAAGGGAGGUGGUGAAGACUCUGCGCGAGUCACUAAAGGAAGACCCGAAUGAUAUGGCUAAAUUUAGACGGACUGCAGAUGCAGCUAAAGAAUCGAUACGAGAGUAUCUGGGCAGUUGGAGGGGACAACCGACCGUAGUCAAUGAGGAAUCAUAUGUGGUUAUUGAGAAAGCAAUUAGAUCUCUGGCAAGGUUCUACUCAGAGGCAGGCCCAUCUGCUCCCCUUCCAGAACAAGUGAAAUUAGAAAUCAUAAGCAAUCUUGAUACAGCAGACAAGUUUUUGUGAUCCUUACCCUUCCUUCAAACAUGUCUUGGCUUUAAUACUUGCAAGUUACUCAUCUUUUUAUUUUUCUGUAAAUUUAUUCCUCUGUUUUUGGGGUUAUAAUGACAGAAAGGGACCGUUU